GACAUCACGUGGGGGGGGGGCCGGGGGGUGCGACGCCUGCAAGGGGAGUGACGCGGGUUCGAAUCCAGCGCUUGGAAUAAAUAAAAUAAAACAUUUUUUUUACGAAUUCAAAGCACAAAUUCAUUAUUUGAUCCAUAACCACAACAGCGGAAAACGUACGGCAUUCGUCAACACCGCCGGCUAUUGCGACGUUCGCGUGAGGCGAGCGCUCGUCCGACCGCCAAGAAAUAAUUUUGCAUCGAACGAGGAUCCGUAUCUAAUAAAAAGUCCUUGCAGCUCAACGUUGGUUCAAACAAGCCGGACUGCUGGACUGAGACGCCACCAACCUGAGUUGAACUCUUGACCGGUGUCCCCAUCCACGUCGUCGCCCAUCCUCCGGCUGGCUGCCCCUGCUCGCCCAGAAACAGCCCGCCACUCCCUCCGGGCCCACCUGCCUGCCCUCGGGCUCGUCCCAGAAAUGGACCUGAGACAGGAGCUGCCCUGGCCGCUGGUGCUGCCCCUGCGCGCCUUGCUGUGGGCCGUGUCGGCCAUCUCGGCGCUGCCCCGGCUGCUCUUCCCGGACGAGGCCCGGCGGAAACGCCUCGAGGCCGUGGCACGCCUCAAAUCCACGAGCGGCGCCGGGAGAGGGGGGCCAUACCGCACCGUCAGCGACUCCAGCGGGCUGCAGAGCACGCUGGCGCCGGGCGUGGACACGUUGGACCGCGUGUUCGAGAUGGCCGUGGACCGAUUUGCCAGCCACGACUGCCUGGGCACCCGCGUGCUGCUGAGCGAGGAGGAGGAGAUGCAGCCCAACGGAAAGCUCUUCAAGAAGGCCAUCUUCGGCGACUACGAGUGGCUGUCAUUUGAGGGCGUGGACGAGCGGGCGAUGAAGCUGGGCAGUGGCCUCGCCGCCUUGGGACAGCAACCCCGCGCCAACAUCGCCAUCUUCUGCGAGACCCGCGCCGAGUGGGUGGUGAGCGCCAUCGCCUGCUUCAAGUACAACUUCCCCGUGGUGACGCUGUACGCAACGCUGGGCGAGGAUGCAAUUGCUUACGGCCUCAACGAGUCCGGGGUCACGCACGUCAUCACCAGCGCCGAUCUGCUCGAAAAGAAACUGCAGGCGAUCCUCAUGCAGGUGCCGCGCCUGCGCUACGUGGUGCUGGUGGACGGCACGGCGAGCGGGGUUGCUGGGGUCAAACUGCCCCGCGGCAUCGAGGUGAUGGGCAUGAGCGACGUGGAGGAGCUCGGCGAUAAACCCCAGCACCGGCAGCGCGCGCGCGAUCGUCCUGGCCCGCGCGACCUGGCCGUUGUGAUGUACACGAGCGGCUCCACCGGCAUCCCCAAGGGCGUGCGCAUUGCCCACUCCAACCUGGUGGCGGCCAUCACCGGCAUGUACCUACGCAUCAACGACAUCUGUGGAGAUGACACGUAUAUCGGGUACCUGCCCUUGGCGCAUGUUCUGGAGCUGGGCGCCGAGAUGGUCUGCCUCUCCCGGGGCUGUCGCAUCGGCUACUCGUCGGCGCAGACGCUCACAGACCAGUCGACUCGCAUCAAGAAGGGCAGCCAGGGGGACGUGACCAUUCUGAGGCCGACACUCAUGGCUGCCGUUCCCGAGAUCAUGGAGCGCAUCUACAAAGGCGUCAUGGGCAAGGUGCAGUGCAUGAGCCUCCUGCAGAGGAUCAUCUUCAAGCUGGCCUACAACUACAAGCUGGAGCAGCUGGAGCGAGGCUUCGACACGCCGCUCUGCAACCGUCUCGUGUUCAACAAGCUUUGUGCACUGCUGGGCGGCAACGUGAGACUGCUGUUGUCGGGCGCGGCGCCGCUGUCCCCGCGCACGCAGCGCUUCAUGAACGUGUGCUUCUGCUGCCCUGUGGGGCAGGGCUACGGACUCACGGAGACCUGCGCUGCCGGCACUAUCGCCGAGCUACAAGACUACAGCACGGGCCACGUUGGAGCUCCGCUAUCCUGCUGUGAGAUCCAGCUACGCAACUGGGAGGAGGGCGGCUACACAGUGAACGACUCCCCGAACCCGCGGGGGGAGGUUCUUAUCGGGGGUCCCAACGUGACGAUGGGUUACCUGAACAAUGAGGAGCUGACGCGCGAUAGCUUCUACACGGACGCGAGGGCACAGCGCUGGUUCUGCACGGGCGACAUCGGCGAGAUCCUGCCCAGCGGCUGCCUCCGACUCAUAGACCGUAAGAAGGACCUGGUGAAGCUGCAGGCCGGGGAGUACGUGUCUCUGGGCAAGGUGGAGUCCGCUCUUAAGAACUGCCCCAUCAUUGACAACAUCUGUGCCUAUGCCAGCAGCGAUCAGACCUACGUCAUCUGCUUCGUUGUUCCCAACUUGAAGAUGCUGACGGAGCUGGCCGGCCAGCUCGGCAUCACCGGCUCCUGGGAGGAGAUCUGCAACCACCCAGCCAUGGAGCAUGAAAUGCUCAAGGAGAUCAGCGCCGCUGCCACCAACGCCAAGCUGGAGCGGUUCGAGGUGCCGGUCAAGGUGCGCCUGAGCCCCAACGCGUGGACCCCCGAGACCGGCCUCGUCACCGAUGCGUUCAAGCUCAAGCGCAAGGAGAUCAAGCGCUUCUUUGAGAAGGACAUCGAGCGCAUGUACGGCGGGAAGUGACCUCGCCGCGUUGCCCCGCUCUCCCCCCCUCCACGUGCCCCAUUUCCCUUUCUCCCUCCUUUUGCUCUUCACUGCAAACGUGGACGGACUGUCUGUUGGUGAGCCAGAAUCAUUUUAUAAACCGUGCGAUGGUUGGGGGGCGGCUGGGGGG
Petromyzon marinus (sea lamprey) is the source of this 2753-nucleotide messenger RNA. Its product is annotated as long-chain-fatty-acid--CoA ligase 4-like. Gene Ontology annotation, molecular function: long-chain fatty acid-CoA ligase activity. Lineage: Eukaryota; Metazoa; Chordata; Hyperoartia; Petromyzontiformes; Petromyzontidae. The record is from RefSeq and is a predicted model, not a curated record. Gene Ontology annotation, biological process: long-chain fatty-acyl-CoA metabolic process; neuron differentiation; long-chain fatty acid metabolic process. Gene Ontology annotation, cellular component: plasma membrane; endoplasmic reticulum; lipid droplet.